AUAAAAACCUGAUUUGAACCAACGAUCCCUGUUGCUCACAACCUAUCCAUCUUCUCUACAUGGCUUCGAGAACUUUAAGUCAAUUUUUAGGAAAAUUAAGACAUGUCAGGAAAAAUGACUUGUUGUAUAAUCAACAGAGAUCAUUCUAUUUAUAUUCCCCCGAGCCGUUUCACCCUAUUCCAGGAAAAGAACCAAAAUGGAUGUCAGCUGAAGAAGCAGUCUCAACCGUAACUUCAGGACACAAGAUUUUUAUUCAUGGAUGUGCUGCAACACCUGUCGAUUUAGUAAAUGCCCUGGCAAAACACGGAAAAGACUCGAAAAUCAAAGACGUGGAGGUUAUUCAUAUUCACACUGAAGGACCUGCAACGUAUACAAAACCAGAAUACGAGGGAAUAUUUCGUUCGAAUUCACUUUUUAUUGGGGGUAACUGUAGAGAAGCUGUGAAUAGUGGAAGAGCAGAUUUUACACCGAUCUUUCUCUCUGAGAUUCCGCAUUUAUUCCGUAGAAAAAUAAUAAAUUUGGACGUGGCCAUAAUUCAAGUAUCUCCUCCAGAUAAGCAUGGUUUCUGCAGUUUAGGACCGUCUGUUGAUUGUACAAGAGCAGCCAUACAGAAUGCAAAGCAUAUUAUUGCCCAAGUAAAUCCAAAAAUGCCUAGAACUUUUGGAGAUGGUAUCCUGCAUAUGUCCCAUUGUGACGCAAUGGUUGAAAGUGAAGCUGAUUUACCUGAAUUACCCAAUCAUAAACCUUCUGCAGUCGAAGAGAAAAUUGGAUCAUUGAUUGCUGACAAUCUUGUAGCUGAUGGAGCAACUUUACAAAUGGGGAUUGGAUCUAUCCCAGAUGCUGUUUUAGCUAAACUUAAAGAUCAUCGGGAUUUAGGAGUACAUUCUGAAAUGUUUUCAGAUGGGGUUGUUGACCUUGUGGAGUGCGGAGCAAUCACUAACGCUAAGAAGACAGUCCAAACAGGAAAGAUUGUAGGAGGUUUCGUACUAGGAACAAGGAGAUUAUACGAUUUUCUAGAUGACAACCCUUUUGUUGUCAUGUGUGACAUAUCAUUUGUCAACUAUUCACCAGUUAUUGCCCAGAAUCCCAAGGUGACUGCUAUAAAUAGCUGCAUAGAGGUCGAUCUGACAGGUCAAGUUGUCAGUGAUUCAAUUGGAACAAGAAUGUACUCGGGAGUUGGUGGCCAAGUUGAUUUCAUAAGAGGAGCCGCUAUUGGUCACGAUGGUCUUGGAAAGCCAAUUUUGGCAAUGCCAAGCGAAACUGCAAGGGGUGAAUCUAAAAUAGUACCAUUCCUUAAAGAGGGUGGUGGAGUAGUUACAACCAGAGCGCAUGUUCACUAUAUAGUUACUGAAUAUGGUAUUGCUCACCUAUUCGGUAAAAAUUUGAGACAACGCGCCUACGAGUUGAUUAGGAUUGCUCAUCCUGAUCAUAGGCAAGCUCUUGAAGAAGCUGCCUUUGAAAGAUUGAGAUGCAUGCCCAGCCCCUAA
Molecule: messenger RNA, 1487 nt
Organism: Dimorphilus gyrociliatus
Lineage: Eukaryota; Metazoa; Annelida; Polychaeta; Dinophilidae
Source: the annotation of a GenBank genome assembly